Culex pipiens pallens (northern house mosquito) is the source of this 2846-nucleotide messenger RNA. RefSeq names its product N-acetyltransferase eco (gene eco). The record is from RefSeq and is a predicted model, not a curated record. The transcript is spliced from 4 exons. Gene Ontology annotation, biological process: mitotic sister chromatid cohesion. Gene Ontology annotation, cellular component: nucleus; chromatin. Gene Ontology annotation, molecular function: protein-lysine-acetyltransferase activity. Bases 224 to 2830 code for a protein of 868 amino acids. NCBI's taxonomy places the organism in Eukaryota, Metazoa, Arthropoda, Insecta, Diptera, Culicidae.
AAGAGUGGCGAUCAAAGCGCGUCAUGCGGCGAGCACUUGCACUGCUUCAAAUAUUCAAACAUCUGUCAAAAGUUCCCGCCGGGUUUUUGUUUACGUUCCGUUCGGCCAAAGUUGCGCGAAAAGAUCUCGUUUUGAUUUGUCUAAAAUUAAUCAAAUAAAUUCGUGUUUAAACUUGUCCAAUCGGUGUGUUUUGCUUGCGAAAGAAAUCUGGAGUGGCCUAGCGAUGCGAAGGCAGGUGAGCUUCGAACCGGGCGCGAGUUCGGCGGCUAGUGUGGCAAGCGAUCCAGAAACCCCGGAAGGUCGUCGGAUCACGCGGUCCAAGCAUGUCCCCACGCCGAAAAUGUCCGGCAGGAAGAAGUCACUGUUUGGGGGUGGUGCGGUGGGGGAGAACACGAACGACGAGGACGCCGAUUUGGGCCCGAUGAGUCCACUCAAGUUCAGCAAGAGUCCGAAGGGUUGUCGCCGGGGACCGAUGAAGGCCAUCAACAUCACCACAUUCCGGAAUAUCCUCGGGAAUGCCUCCCCGGAGAGUGACCGCUCGCUUUCUCCGGAUUACGAGCGUCGAUUCUGCCACUCCGAGCGGUAUGAAAUCCUUCCCGCGUCCUACGACAAGGAGAACAGCCACCUAACGGACGAGGACACGCGUCAUUCGUUCCCCAGCGGAACGCCCCGCAUGCGAACUCCGGCCGAAAGUGCCUUGCUGGACGAAACCAACUCAAACAGCUUGUCCAUUCUGAUGAGUUCUGACCUAAAUCUGGUCGACAAGAAAAACUUGGUUCUAAAGACCCCUGGACUGACCAGCACCGGUCAGAAGCGCGAACCGAAACUUUCCUUCCGUAAGCUGAGCUUCCCCGGCGGCAACUCCGCAUCAACUCCAACCGACGAAAACGCCCCGCCGGAACUGAGCGCCAGCAGCGAACGCAAGGCACGAACUUCGCUCUCCUUCGGCGAUAUCCGACCAAUCUCGACCAAGUCCUUUUACUCGUCCGCUGUUGAAAUCAGCUCCAAACCGGUCCCGAAACCCGCUCCGCCACCUCCGCCCUCAAGAAGUCGCCCCCCUCGCAAGCGUCCUUCCGCCAAAAACCGUGGCAAUUCCAUCCGUCUGGGCAGCCUCAACCGGGGCGUCUUCCACAAGAUCAAGAAACCAACCGCGGCCAAACCGAAAAACACAACCGUCAAAAAACUCUCCACCAGCCAAAUCCUCGAAACAACAACCUCUUCCCUCCUCAACAAAUCCCUCGACCUCAAACCGGGCAGCAAAUCGACUCCGUCGAGUCCGCACGACCGACAAACGCAGCAGCAGCUGGCCCGCAUCCAGCAGAUUCUCCGCAACGUCAAGAAUCCGAUCGAGCAGGCGCGACCGCUGUCGCUGUCGCGAUCGAUGUCCAACUUGACCGAGCUGAUCGGAGACGACGAGUCGGAACAGAGCGAACAGGAAGUGGAACCGGAGCAAGAGGAUGAUGACGAUGCCAAGUCGGAAGGGGGUGGUGGUGGUGGAGGGGGGAGGAAGUUUUUCAAGUCGAGUUCGAAUCGGCGGAUCAAGCGCGAGUACAAGGUCACGGAUAAGGUGUCGGCGACGGUGGGGAAGGGCGGGAAGAUUUCGCUGAACAGGAGCGGCGGGAAGGAGCAGAAGAAGCGGAAGUUCAAGUCGAUGUUUGAGGAGGAAAUCGACUUCGAGUCCGAGCAGCACGAAGUGGACGACCUCAUCAGCCACUUCGAGUGCGAACAGCUCGAGGUGGACGACCUCAUUAGCAAGCUGACCGAUCACCAGCAACGGUCCAGCCCCAUCGAAUGCGAUCCUCCACAGUCUGAGUUGCUGCCACGGGUCGAACCGGAACCGGUGACGCUCACCUUCGACGGGUUGCUGCACUCGGAAAUCAGCAACGACGAACCGAUUCCGGUGCAGUCGAACGUCAUCUUCGUUGACCGGCUGUCGCCGUUGAUAACUUCGUCCGCGUCGGAGUCCAAUGACGGUUACCAUCCGUCUCCGAUGGCGCAGAUUACGAACGGUGAGGUUUCUGUUUCUGUUCCAGACAAAUUGUUCCCGAUCUUUCACAAGGAUCAUCAGCGGACGGUAGCGCAAGCUGAAGCUUCACAACAGCAGAUCUACGGCGGGUUGUUCGAUCGGAAGCGACAGCGCCGGUUGCGAACGUGGCGUCCGAUUGGUUCCGACCAGUACCAGAUCGAUGCCGGCCAGAAGGAGUACGGUGCGCAGCAGUGCGCCGGGUGUGGCCUUAUGUACACGGUGCACGAACCGGAGGAGGAGUUGAUUCACGAGAAUUAUCACAACUCGUUGCAUGUGCUUAAGUUUGGGGGUUGGAGCAAUGAAAUCUCGGUGGCGCAGGUUCCCGAGUGGGAUGUAAGUGGUCGGGUGUUGGCCGUAACGUUGACCGACGGGCGGCACCAGCUGCAGAAGGUGCAGGAGGUGCUGGCCGUGGUGGAUCGCGAGCUGGGCUAUGUGGAACCGUGUCAGCUGACGGCGGGUUCGAUCGUGUAUUUGGCGGUGGCGCGAUCGGUCAUUUUGGGCGUUUGCGUGGCGCAGCCGUUGCAACAAGCCAACCGGUUGCUCACGAUCGAGGGUCUUCAGGGAUCGAUCGAUUGCUGCACGAUGGAGGCUUACCCGGCGAGAUGCGGAAUCUCCCGGAUAUGGGUUUCUCCCAGAUAUCGGGGCAACGGAAUCGCUCGAACCCUCCUCUCCGUCACGCGGUCCCACUUUGUCUUUGGCUAUCACAUGAGCUACGAAGAGGUGGCCUUCAGCGCACCGACGGAAGCGGGUAAGCGGCUGGCGGAGGGCGUCACCGGCCGGAAAGACUUCCUCAUUUACAUGUAAACUUCUCCCCGUUCUC